GAAGAACUAACCAAGGAUUCAAUUUCGAGGCCGAGUCCUGCGGCUGUUUAUUUUCCGUUCGGUCUGAUGCUGCCACUUUUAUCUUUAUCCUGCGGAUGUCAGAACGUAAUCUCUGAGUUGACGGCAUUUAAACAGCCAACAACCGAAAAUGGUUGGUGUGCCGGGUAGAUCCAAGGCAUGCGUCACAUGUCGAAGGCGGAAGAAGGGUUGCGAUAAGAAAGUACCCUUUUGCGGUCAAUGUCUCGCCAUGGAUAUCCCAUGCGAAGGAUAUGAGCGUCAGCAAAUAUGGCUCAACAGCGAAGGUUCCACACAAAGGUCCUAUACCAAGUCCCCAUCACGGAGUCCAUCUUCAUCGCCGUCCAAUUCAAGCCCACCUGCCCCCGUAGUGAUACUUCACGACUCGCUCACGAGGACAGCUCGAACCCAAAAGUUCGCUGGUCUUUUCUGGUCAGAUUAUCUGUCUGGUGGAAGUGGCUUCUCACUCAAAGCAUCUGGGAUAACCAGUGCGAAAUGGAUGGCACUCUAUGAGGUUCUGAGUGACGCUGAAGCCAGUCUUCAAUACGUCGCCAUGGCGCUCAGCACAGCAACGCUUGGCGCGACCAAUAAUGAUGUCCAACUCAUGAACAAGAGUCAACAGGCGUAUGGAUUAGCAAUGCAGCAAAUGGCAACGUCAUUUAUAUCUCCAUCACGAAACAAGGAUGGUAUUCUCGCUGCUAUUCAGCUCAUGCGAGUAUAUGAGCAAUUAUUCGGCACAGGCAUUUCCGCAGCUCAAAAGAACUCACCCGUGUCGCAGAUCAAGGGUUUCAGAAAGCAUAUAGAUGGGGAGACUGCUCUGAUAUUGAGUCGUGGCCCUCAGGAUUCCUGGUCCUCCAUGGGAAAACAGCUACUAGCAGAUGGUCGUCUAACUUUGAUCAACGCAUACAUCUCACGGCGCAAACGAUCACCAUACAGCCAGGGUUGGAAACAAUCACAACUCUGGCGCUCAGUAACAAACUCCCCUCUCAACCAACUCAUUGAUAUCUUGGUUGAAGUACCAGCGCUUCUAGAAGACCUCGAUAUCUUCCGAGAAGCUCCAAGCAACGAACUCUAUAAUUCAAUUCUGACUCGAUGUCGCACCUGCGAGGUUGAGAUAUUAGCGCUGGGGUUGGGAUUUGGCGAGUCGCUCACUACCUACGACUAUACAUAUACCAGGGAGCCCUUACCGGUACCCAAGAACGACGAUGAUCUUGCGAUCGUUUAUCUGAGCUGCUACUACUGGAUGACUUGCCUCUUCAUAUACUCGACAAUGGGCUUCUGCGAACUCGAAUCCAUGGAUUCAUAUGCAAGAGGACCGAUGCUGAAUUACCCGAGUCAACGAAUUGCAAUGUCGUAUGCUUACAAAAUCGCGCAUGCCAUCCACUUAUUAUUCGAACCACCAGCUGGGACCUACAGCUCAGUAGCCGCAUUCUUCCUUCUGGGGACUGCUCUACGAUAUCUCAUCAUGGUAGAGACUCAUGGCGGCCAUGAUAUCAUGAGUAAAGAGAGGCUAUUGUUGGUUAAUAUAUUUACUCGACCAUUCCUAGGGAGCUUUGUUGGGAGGUUUCUGCAAAACCUGCAGGUGGAUGACGGUAUUGACUAUGGAUAUCCUGCGGACAUCCUUCUAGGGAUGAGAGGUAUUGAGUAUAGAGCCAGAGUCUGGUGGUGCGGAAUGCUUCAGGCUGGAUUGCCGGAAUUUACGCUAGAAGAUCCAUGUUAUCCGUCAAAAUGACAAUUUGUGUUAUAUAUGUUAUCAUCCUCAAACUAUAUACAAAGGAGCCUCCAAGCC
This is a messenger RNA of Fusarium odoratissimum NRRL 54006, 1804 nucleotides long. RefSeq lists its product as uncharacterized. The coding region runs from base 149 to 1747 and encodes 532 amino acids. The record is from RefSeq and is a predicted model, not a curated record. Gene Ontology annotation, biological process: regulation of DNA-templated transcription. Lineage: Eukaryota; Fungi; Ascomycota; Sordariomycetes; Hypocreales; Nectriaceae. The transcript has 4 exons. Gene Ontology annotation, molecular function: DNA-binding transcription factor activity, RNA polymerase II-specific; zinc ion binding.